AAUAAGCGCUCAGCUUUCCCUUUGCUGCUGCCGCCGCUGCUGCUGUGUGCACACGCACAAUAUCACGACUCAGCAGCACAGCAGCGACCGCAACAUGCAAGCGUCAUCACUCUUCUGUUCUGCACGUCCGUGCGGCUGCAACUCUUCUUAAAUGAGCUGAAAUGUCUUAAAGGAUUUGCGUCCUCUCUGCGGAUCUGACGCACAGCCACUGGACUUCUUAAUUCACUCAAAGAUGCGCAUCCCGAUUUCGUGCUGCGUUUAGGAACUUGACAUCUUGUGUGAAAUGCACCUCGCGCUCUUUUGUGGACUUUUUUUUUCCAUCUCCGAAACAGUCCCAGCAACAAUGACCAUGUCGAGUCGACUCCGCGGACGCUUUGCUGCGUGUCUGCACCUGUGCAGGUGGACGCUCGCAUGCACGCAGCUACAGGUGAAUGAAGAAGUGAUCGACUAAACUGCUCUUGGUUCGACCGCCGCUUCGUCACGAUGGACCUCAAGGUGGACAGGGAAGACGCGGACGCUGAUCACCCUCCAACGAUUGAAGUUUUCGCCCACAGGUCCACCUUGCACGGCAUCGCGCACAUUUUCACUUAUGGGCGCUUUUGCUUCAGACGAUGCCUUUGGCUGGUCGUCUUUUUCGCCUCUUUAGCCGUAUUGCUGUUCGUGUGCGUGGACCGGAUCCAUUUCUACCUGGAGUAUCCUCACGUCACAAAACUGGACGAGGUCGCCACCCCGAUCAUGACGUUCCCCGCGGUCACUUUUUGCAACCUGAACGCCUUCCGUUUUAGUCGAGUGACACGCAACGACUUGUAUCACGCAGGGGAGCUGCUGGCGCUGCUUAACCACAGGUAUGAGAUUCGAGACAUUCACCUUGUGGAGGAGAGCGUUUUGGAGAGCCUGAAGGUCAAAGCUGACUUCCACAACUUCAAGCCACGACCUUUCAACAUGCUGGAAUUCUACGACCGCACUGGGCACGACAUCCAUGACAUGCUCUUGUCUUGUCACUUCCACGGCACCGAGUGCAGAGCAGAAGAUUUCAAAGUGGUCUUUACUCGCUAUGGCAAAUGUUAUACCUUUAACGCUGGGGGUAAUAAUCGUCCUCCUCUCAUAACCACCAAAGGGGGGAUGGGGAAUGGACUAGAGCUCAUGUUGGACAUCCAACAGGACGAGUACCUGCCCGUGUGGGGAGAAACAGAUGAGACGUCAUUUGAAGCUGGGGUCAAAGUGCAGAUCCACAGUCAAGAUGAACCAUCCUUCAUCGAUCAGCUUGGUUUUGGAGUGGCUCCUGGAUUCCAAACUUUUGUCUCCUGUCAGGAACAGAGGCUGAUAUAUCUACCACCACCCUGGGGUGACUGCAAGGUGACACCCAUGGACUCUGAAUUCUUUGAUACUUACAGCAUCACAGCCUGUCGUAUUGACUGCGAAACACGCUACCUAGUGGACAACUGCAACUGCCGCAUGGUGCACAUGCCAGGCGAUGCACCCUACUGCACCCCAGAGCUGUACAAAGAAUGUGCUGAUCCUGCUCUUGAUUUCCUGGUGCAGAGAGAUAAUGAUUUCUGUGUUUGUGAAACACCAUGCAACAUAACCAGAUACAGCAAAGAACUGUCCUUUGUAAAAAUUCCCAGCAAAGCCUCUGCUAAAUAUCUUGCAAAGAAAUACAACAAAUCUGAGCAGUACAUUAAGGACAAUCUCCUGGUUUUGGACAUCUUUUUUGAGGCUCUCAACUAUGAAACUAUUGAGCAAAAGAAAGCUUAUGAAGUGGCUGGACUAUUGGGUGAUAUUGGUGGUCAAAUGGGACUUUUCAUUGGUGCUAGCAUACUUACCAUUCUGGAGAUUUUUGACUAUCUUUAUGAGGUGAUAAAGUACAAGCUGUGCCGCUGCUCUGAUAAAAAGCACAAACACAACAACAGCGAUCAGGGUACUGUGUUAAGCCUUGACGAUGUCAAAUGUCACGUCAGUAACUUCCAUUAGGUGUCCUACAUUUCAGAGUCUCUAUGGACUUUGCUUAGAGCUUUGAGGAAAAAAAGCAGAGUGUCUCAACUGUGACUGAAUUUGAGGCAAAAAUGGAGAGAAGGACAUGCAGAAGGACUGCAGUGACUUUUUAAGUAUUGGAUGCCAAUCUCAUAUGGUUCUUUGUCACAUACAGCAGCAACAAAGAUCUUCAAAUAAAGACAGGGCUCCAGACUGUUUUUUUUUUUUUUUACCAGGAGCAGUGGCCUCUAAGCUGAAAUUUGCAGGGCCGCACAAUGUAAAUGAACGGACAAAGUAAACAUUUACAAUUGCACGAGCUCAUUUGUGCAUUAUUGCCAACAACUGUCUUUCUGUUUGAACCAAAAUUAGUUGGUAACAAAAAAGGUUUUUUUUUUUAAAUUGAGGAUUUUCUUUAAUUACUGCAUUAAAAAAAUAUAUAUAUAUAUCUGAAGCCUAUCAGUUGACAAGUAAAAGUGGAUUCAAAUUUUAUAGUGAAAGUGAAGUGUUUUUGGCGAAGAAUGCAGAGGUGGGUAGUAAUGUGUUAUAUUUUCUCCGUUACAUUAACUUAAGUAACUUUUGGAGGAAAAUGUACUUCUAAGAGGAGUUUUACCACACCAUACUUUUUUACUUUUACUUGGGUAGAUUUGUAAAAAAGAAAUGCUACUCUUACAUAACUACUUUGGGCUAUUCUAGAGUCGUUACAUUUUUCUUCUUUUUUCUACAUAUUAGAUUUAGAUUAUAGAACUUUUUUUUUUUUUGACGGCAAUGCCAACAGUGGCUCAACCACUUUCACCAAUGAGACAUCACAACAAAAAUCACAUGACUCAAUGGCUAGGUUUAUACCGCAGGUCUUAAUGCACAAAUCCGAUUUUUCUUCAUAUCUGUUUUUUUGGGCGUGCCCGUUCUGACUGCCUUUUUCCAAUGAGCAUCUAAAUUUAGUACGCAUGCGCACUAAACUCGCAGUCCGACACACAUUGAGCAAACUGACCUGCAUGCACUGACGCAUCAAAACAAGUGACAACACAUGCUGGCUCUACGUUAUUUUAGGGUGAUCAUAUUUUGAUUUCCAAAAAAGGAUACAAAUAACAGGCAUAAAUAAUCCCUGUUUAGUCUUAUAUUCAAAGUUUAUAUGGAUUGUGCGUGCAUGACGCACACACAUAAGGGCAGUUUACCCCGACUCUCGGCCAUGUAAGCUAAUUGAAAUAUUGCUCAUUUGGUGCACAGAAAGAAAACCGAGCAUUCUCAGGUUUGGCCACCCAUUAUAUUUUUAUUUUUUUUUAAUGACUUGUCAAGCCUGCCGUGUUCCUAAAAGCUGAGUUCAAGCUCGGUGCUAACGUUAAUGCACAUCUCCAUAGCUGCCGUAGCUCCCUGCUUCACUUGCUUUUUGCUGAAGUAAUUGCUAAAUGACUUCCAAUUUGGGAGACUUGGCAGUUCAGACCGCAGUCACAUUCCGGAAAAAUGUUGCCCAGAUUGGAUUUUAACCAUAUGUGAGAGUGGCCUAGAUCGGAUUUGAAAUGGUCCACUUUUAUGCGACCUGUCCCGUUUAGACCGUCAAGUUAAUGCCCAACUCGAGACGGAAAACCACGAAAAAAAUUUUGGAUUUGUGCAUUAAGACCUGCGGUAUGGAACAAGCCCAUGAUACCAAUCAGACGUAACAAUACAGUCACAUGACUAUGCGCAAGCUUGCAUUUGGAAGUCCUAUGAUCAGGCCGGCCUGUUCAAUCACGUGGUGUCUUUCAAGCACCAUAUAAGAUACGCUAUUUGGCAUAGAGCAUGUCAUGGUUUGAGUUGAGUGUCCUACUGUGUCUUGUCCUUGUGAUUGCCCAUUGGCAGAGGUGGAUAGCAACGCGUUACAUUUACUCCUUUAUAUUCACUCGAGUAACUUUUCAGGAAAAAUGUACUUCUGAGAGUAGUUUUAGUAAGCCAUAGUUUUUACUUGAAUAGAUUUGUGAAGAAGAAACGCUUCUCUUAUUCCGGUACUUUGGGCUACACUAGUUACAUUUUUCCUCUUUAUUCCAUAUAUUGGAAUUUACUUUUUUUCCCCCAGAGACGCCAACAGUUGCUCAACUAGUUUCACCACUGAGACAUCGCAAAAAUAAUCACAUGACUCCAUUACACUAUUCUUUCUUGUAAUCAAGUUUGCCGUUCUCUGAUCACGCCAGCCUAUUCAAUCAGGUGGUGUUUUUAAAGCACUGUAAAAAAAAUGCGUAUUUGACAUAGCCACCAACAUGACUCAAAAGCGCAGAUUUUGAUCUCUGUUUUUAUUUGGCGACAAUUGACCACGGAAAACCAGGAGGUAUGCUCGUUUUAGUUUCAUAAUAGGAAAUAUGUUUUCCUCUCUAGACGACACUCAGGCUCUUUGGACGAAUAAUGCUUAAUUUCUGUAGAUUUUUUUUCCUUCCUGGAAUUGAAUGUUUUGGGGGGGGGGUGUAUUUCUUUGGCUUAACGUGUUUAUGUAAUAUGUUAUAGCACAGUAUAAUAAUAACAGUUCAUAAUUGUGCUGAAAAAGAAAAUACAAUUGUUAAAAAAUCAAACAUCUUAAGCAGUUACUCAAAAUGUUACUCACACUUGAGUAUUCUUUUCACCAAAUACGUUUUUUACUUGUACUUGAAUAAAUUUUUGGGAUGGCUACUUUUACUUGAGUAAUAUUAUUUUGAAGUAACGCUACUCUAACUUGAGGAAAGUUUAUGGCUACUCUAUCCACCUCUUUUGCUCGUCCCGUUCACUCAUAUCUGUAUUGAAGCUUCCCAUGUGCUGUCCCUUCUUGUUGCCUCAUUCUCAUUCUGCAUCCAUGCCCUGGUUGUUCCUGUAUCCCCGUAAGAAGCUUUGUGGCCCAGUCUUGUGUUCACCUCUUGAGUUUGGUUUGUACUUUGCUUUCUGGGCUUUAGUCUGUACUUUUUUUUUUGUUCACUUGAAUUAAAACAUUUUUUAGUUAUUCACUACGGCGCGGAUUUCAACCUCUCUCCCAGUUUUUAUCGUGCACCGAUAAACACGGAAAAACGGAGAUAUGAUCGUUUUAAUUUCAUGGUAGGAAGUGUUUUCUCCGAUCGAGGGCACUCAUGCGCUUUGGACUAGUGAUUUUUCAUUUUCUGUAGAUUUCUAGUCCGAAUUAGAUGAUUUUUGUGUAUUUUUUGAUGUUACGCUGAAAGAAAAAUUAUACUGUUUAAGGAAAAAAAACUAAUUUCUUGAGUAUUCUUUUUUACCAAAUAUUUUUUUCACUUAUACAUGAGUAAAUCUAUUGAAUGCCUACUUUUACUUGAGUUUAAUUUUAAUUUUGAAGUAACACUACUCUUGUUUGAGUAAAAUUUUGGCUACUCUACCCACCUCUGGCAAAAUGCCACCAUUUAAGGGCAGUCUGGAGCCCCAGCAAGCAUGAACAAAAUCAUUCCAGUCUGUUUGGUUUAUCCAUGUAAAAGAAAUUUGUUGUGUGGUUUUUGUAAAAUAAUUGAUUUCAAAGUCAUUUAUACUUGAAGCGUGCAUGCAAGCUUUAUUGACUUUUCAACAAUCAAUCUCCCAUUUUUAUUUUCAUGCCACUGCAGUCCAAAUUUAGCCAUUAUUAAAACUCCUGAAAACACUUUAGAUUUCUACCUCAUUGUACAAGUGACUAAAAUGAGCAAAAAGACACAACCUCAACAAUUGUAUUGAAAUGGUAACAAUGGAAAAUACAACGUUGGUACCAUCAACAUUUAAAGAGCAGCCGUUGUAGAUAUUCUUAAAGGUUCUUCAGAGUAGGGAAAAAAAUCUAAUUAUUAGCUGCCAUUGCCAGGACUAAAUGUCCAAUCCAGUUUGUCUGGGAGAACAUGAGCAUAUACAGCCAGAUCCCCCACUUUAAAUUAAUUUGAUGUCAAUUGGACAUUAGUGGUAUAAUUUCCCUCUCUAAAAAUUUUAACUUGCAGGUGUUUGUUUUGUCAACGGAUUGAUAAUGACAAUAAAUUGUUGAAUGUCUCAUCAGCUAGGGCUCAAGUCGCAUGUAGCACUGGCGAGCAGUCAAAAAUACCAUCUGUCAAUGAACUGUCAACGUCCUAAUGAGGUUGUAUACUGAUAGCAUGUUUAUUGUUGUGCAAUGCUAUGUCCAAAGGCUGCCGCUGAUAUCGGACAAGUCCGUAUUGUUUUUAGCAGUGCCUGUUUGAAAGUUUGACUCUUAUAAUAUUUGGUUGUAUAUUAUUUAGAAUGUACUGUAUAGUCUCAGUCAUUUAUAAAUGCUAAGCUACAAUAACUAAACCACGAGACAUGAAAACAAAAAAAAAACAUAUAAAAGCAUUAUUUUAGCAUUAUCUCGAUUGUAAACUACUGUGUUGAAUUUGCUAUGAAUCUCUUUUCUGUAUAAUGGCAUCAGUAAACAACAUGGCUAUUUAAGGAGCAAUAUGUAAGAUUUGCACUUCAAUUAUUUGUUCAAUGGCCCUUUUAUUUCAUUAGAGAAACAUGUUUUUUGGAAAUAUGUCAAACACAAUUCUCAGUAGUUUCCCAUUUUAAAAGUCAAUUUCAGCCCGUUUUAGUUGCUUUGAUUCUGUGUUUACAAUUUCCCUACACCAAACAGCCAAUUACAAGAUAAAGUCUUUGUCUUUGUCCAUUUCCGCAGGUUUCAUAAACUAAGGUUGCAGAAAUAAGACGAGGAUAUCAGGGGCAUAGGUUUGCAUAGGGACCGAAGAGACAUAACACUACCUACUUCUCAGGAUGCACAAACAGUCCCCACCAAUUUUAAGCAACCUUAGUUGCAUUAUAUAAUGAGUUCAGGUAUAUAGGUAAUUUAGAUUGUGUUCCCAGAUGUCGUAAGGUUAGAAUUGACCCUUAAGUGAAUUAUUCCCAUUAAGUUCAGACUUACAUUUACCCCUUUUCACUUGCUGAAUGUGCCUGUCCAUUUUUCCCCCUCAAAUGCACAUUUGAUUGGCUGAUGACUUGCAUUUAUUUUAAAUGUAUAUAUUUUCUACAUUAUUUAUUCAAUUACAUUAUUUAUUCAAAAAAUAUUUUUAUUUGCAUCCUAUGCAGACAUUUCUUCAGCUAAUCAUACAUUAAUCAUAACUGAAGUAAAACGUUUUCAUUUUUUGUUUUGUUUCUUUAGUAGAUUUUGAAAACAAAGGUUUGAAUCGAACUGUGUAUCACCUGAACCAAUACACAUGAAAGUUAGUAUAAAUCAAUACAGAUUUAUUUUGCAUUGAUCAUGUAGCCUAUCAAUCAAGGGCGUGGGUUUGCAUAGGGACAGUAGGGACAGAACACUACCAACUUUUCAGGAUGCUCAAAUUGUCCACACCAACCUUUAAGCAAAUUUACAGUAUAUGUAUUAUAUAAUGAGUUCAGUUAAUUUAGAUUGUCUUCCAAUAUGUUGUAAGGAUACAACUGACUCUACCAUUAUUAAGUGAAUUAUUUGUUAAAACUUACAUUUACCACUUUUCACUUGCUGAAUGCGCCGGUCCACCCCCCCCCCCCCCCAACGCACAUUUGAUUAGCUGAUGACCUGACCCACCCCCAACACACACAUGCACGCUCACACUCACACAGCCCCUACAGAAAUUCAUGUCGACAACAUGCCACCUCCUCCACCCCCUUCGAAGAGGAAGGAUAUUAAAAGUUUUUUUUUUUUUUCGCCCAGCAGCAUCCAGUGUAAGUAAGAUAAAAAGACACCAAUGUUGUGGAGAUGGGAAACACACUACUAAUUUUGCUACUGAAAGUCCGACCUGUAUCAGAGUUGGCAUAACAUUAAACUAUGUGAACUUGCUAACCUGCUAAACUCGAGUAGGAAGCUGCUAAGAGCAGGGGUGAAAGUGGGCCAGAACGGUCAGGAACGCAGUUCCGGUAUAAGAUUUAGGGCCAGAACGCAGUUCCGGUAUAAGAUUCAGGGUCAGAAUGCUGUUCCGGUAUAAGAUUCAGGGUACACGGUGCUUAGAUUCCGAAAAUAUGACAGCAACUGUCAAAACGCUAUGUAAAAAAAAAAAAUGCUAAGCUGCCACACAUGCAUUUCAGCUCCAAGAAGAAAACAUCAGAUUUACAUACACAAGUGUUAACAACAAGCAUAAUAAAGUCCUUGUGUAACGUAAUCCGUUUCCACCAAUAUUUAUUAUUGAUUUUAUUCCACGGACGGCAUGGAGGUUUCCCCAGCUGCUGCAGUUAUCUGAGUCUGAUGAUGAUGAGUCACGUCAAUGUGCGAAUGCACGCAGCAAAGCAAAAUGCCUGGGCUCAUUUAUCCGUUCAAUUGGCUGACAUACUGACAUGUGAUCAGCAGAGAUGGUUGGCUCUGAUUAGUUCAAAUGUGCCUGUUUUCUGGAACAGCAAGAAGAAGAAAAAAAAAAAAAAAGCUUGUUGAAAUGAUGCGACAAAAAACCGGCAAUGCAACAUACAAUGGAUCAAAUCUUUAAGCGCAACAAAAGAGUUGAGGAGGCUUAUUUAUCAUAUUUAGUUGCUCUGAUGGGGAGGUUCAGAACAUCUUAGCUGUCAAUGUGCACUUUGUACUUAUAUUUGUUCUUUAUGUUAGGCUACUUAUUCAUUUCCUUGUAAUUUAAAAAAGUCAAUGCUUGUGCGAUCAUCAAAAUAUAUUCCAUUUCACUCUGCAUAAUAUACUGUAAGUCAUUUGUACUUACUUAUCUGAAUGUAUGGUAUUUAUAUCUUUAUUAUUAAAAAAAAAAAAGUAAAAAGUAACUUUCAUUACAUUAACUAACUAUAGUAUAUAUCCUAUGUUCUUAACUGUUAAAAUUGAGAUUUUGCAUUUAGUAUUUGAGGAAAUGAGGGAAAAUAAAGAAUAGGAGAUGGAGGUUGGGGUUAUAGCUGUUUUGUUAACUUUUAUUUUGCACAUCAUUGAAAAAAUACAAUUUUGAAUGAAAAAUAAAUAUAGAAAAUUUCUGGCUCUGUGGCGACCUUCACAUCGGGGAGUUCCGGCAAGAAAUUCUAGCCACUUUCACCCCUGGCUAAGAGAGAAGUGUCCUACUAUUUGUGGUUUCUACCGUUAACGUUAAUUAAACUGUGAGAAAUGUAGUGAACUCUGCUGGAAACUAUAGAACCAGAAAAACGUUAGCAAGAAGGUGCUUACAGAGAGACAGGUGCUGCGUAACCUCAUAUGUUGCUCAGUGCUCACACAACACAAGAUGCACACCACAUAAUCAUAAUUAACUACUGUAUGUACAUAAAAAAAGAGCUACCCACACUAGCGUUGCGAUCGACUGGUCGAUUGUGAUUGACAUAAUGAGCCCCCCCGAUUUAGCAUAGCAAUUAGGUUAAUAUUCAUGAGGAAUGUAGCCCUGCCCCCAUUCACCCAAGCUGUUUGGUCUUAUUAAUGUCCCAUCCCAGGCAAAAAGUGUACAUGCAGGUUAUGCUGUUAUAUUGUCCCUUGAGACCAAACCUACUCCCUUGCUAUCAAUUAAUUAGCUUCAAUCAAUCGGUUUGGCCUUAUUAAUGUCCCGUCCCCAGCAAUAAGUAUACAUGCAGGUUAUGUUGUUAUAUCGUCCCUACCAAUGUUGGGACCAAGCCUACGCUCUUGAAGGAUAUGCAUGCAUGGUGCACUUGUACUAAAAGUAUGUUUACUUAUACUGCAAAAUCGUGAACUUAAUUGAACUCAACUUCGGUUACUUGUACUACAAGUAUGUGUAUUUACAUGUCCUUGUACUACAAGUUUGGGUUUUGCGUUUACUUAAACCACAAACAUGUUUUUGCAUGUGCUUAUCUUCAAGUAUGUGUACUUGUACUCCAAGCAUAUAUACUUGUAGUACUAUAAGUAAUUUGUAGUACUUGUGUGUAUUUGUACUACAAGUAUGUUAACUAGUUUUAAAUGUAUAUGUUCUAGUACUCCAAGCAUGUGUACUGUACUUGUACUAGAAGUAUACCGACCAGCACAGCAAGGCUACCCACGCAAUUUCAGCAAAAAUUGCAUUUUCUAGUUUCUGAUUGAAAUGAUUAUGUAUGAUGAUACAGCUUUUUUUCUCCUUUGCGAGGCACUUAUCUGGCAGCUCAAAGUGGAUAGAAUGUUGUGCGCUUCUAUACUUCUGGUUGCAGUACGAUUUUUGGCCACCAAUCUUACAUAUCGCUCCUUUAAGGUUUACUUUUAGUUUUGUGGCUAUAGGUCAGAGCUUCUUAUAAUAAUGUAAAUUACACGGCUAUAUUGUGCUGUGCAGUGACUGCUGCAUGAAACUUUCCACAUCAUCACUGUCCAAAGAAAAGCAUUCAUCUCCAAAUGUUAUAACGCUUUGUUUGCUUUUUGAACUAUCAAUACUGUACAUAACUCAAUAACGCAAUUUGAAAAUACAUGCUUUUAUUAGACAGGGUGAGUUAUUUUAGGGCUUUUAUUUUGUUGUGAUAGUCUGAUGACAUUGAAUAAAUAAAGUUCAAGUAUUAAUGUUACCUUUUAUUCAA
Molecule: messenger RNA, 10305 nt
Organism: Corythoichthys intestinalis (scribbled pipefish)
Lineage: Eukaryota; Metazoa; Chordata; Actinopteri; Syngnathiformes; Syngnathidae
Product: acid-sensing ion channel 1-like
Exons: 10
Coding region: 484-1971 (495 amino acids)
Biological process (GO): sodium ion transmembrane transport
Cellular component (GO): plasma membrane
Molecular function (GO): ligand-gated sodium channel activity
Source: RefSeq, a predicted model, not a curated record